This is a messenger RNA of Mesocricetus auratus (golden hamster), 5691 nucleotides long. RefSeq names its product SH3GL interacting endocytic adaptor 1 (gene Sgip1). Bases 438 to 3071 code for a protein of 877 amino acids. The record is from RefSeq and is a predicted model, not a curated record. NCBI's taxonomy places the organism in Eukaryota, Metazoa, Chordata, Mammalia, Rodentia, Cricetidae. The transcript has 28 exons. Gene Ontology annotation, cellular component: plasma membrane; clathrin-coated vesicle; cytoplasm. Gene Ontology annotation, biological process: clathrin-dependent endocytosis; clathrin coat assembly.
GCUCCGAGGCGACUCAAGAUCGUAGGAGGCUCCUCUCUCGUAAAACGUGCCCUGCUGCAGGGGCUGCAGUUGGCGGCUGUAGCCAAGGCUGCAAAAGAGGCUCUCCACCUGGGUCAGGCGACGGCCCAACUAGGUGGGAGGACGCGGGGGCAGCGGGGGUGGCGGUAGGACUCGCUGCCCGUGGUCGCGGCUGCAGAGCCCGUGUGUGGGAGGAGACAGCGCGCACACGCCAGUGGCGGCCAGGGCUUAGGCUUCUGCCUCUCCCGCCUCUCGCCCCAGAAAUGAGCUGGAGCAUCGCCGGUUUGAUUCCAGAGCCCGGAUCGGCAAGCAGAGCAGACCUCAGCAGCGGCAUUGUGAGGACUUAGCUGAGACCUGGAAGUGUAUCCUCCUGUGUUUUUUCUGACUCCUUGGAAAUUAAGGAAUGCAAUUCUGCCACCAUGAUGGAAGGACUGAAAAAACGCACAAGGAAGGCCUUUGGAAUACGGAAGAAAGAGAAAGACACUGACUCUACAGGCUCUCCAGAUCGAGAUGGGAUGCAGGGGAAAAAAAAGGCCCAGAAGACUCAGCUUCUCCUCACCUCUUGCUUCUGGCUCAGAGCCCUCUCCUUAACUCUGUCUCAGCAGCCCAGCCCACACGAGCCACCCUACCAUAGCAAAGCAGAGUGUGCGCGUGAAGGAGGCAAGAAGGCUUCGAAAAAAAGCAAUGGGGCACCAAAUGGAUUUUAUGCAGAAAUUGAUUGGGAAAGAUAUAACUCACCUGAACUGGAUGAAGAAGGUUACAGCAUCAGACCUGAAGAGCCAGGCUCUACCAAAGGAAAGCACUUUUAUUCUUCAAGUGAAUCCGAAGAGGAAGAAGAGUCACACAAGAAAUUCAACAUCAAGAUUAAACCAUUGCAAUCAAAGGACAUCCUUAAGAAUGCUGCAACUGUAGAUGAGCUGAAGGCUUCAAUAGGCAACAUUGCACUUUCCCCGUCUCCUGUGAGGAAAAGUCCGAGGCGCAGCCCGGGUGCAAUUAAAAGGAACUUAUCCAGUGAAGAAGUCGCAAGGCCCAGGCGUUCCACCCCAACUCCAGAGCUUACAAGCAAGAAGCCUCCAGAUGACACGCUGGCCCUUGCUCCUCUCUUUGGCCCACCAUUAGAAUCAGCUUUUGAUGAACAGAAGACAGAAGUUCUUUUGGAUCAGCCUGAGAUAUGGGGUUCAGGACAACCAAUUAACCCAAGCAUGGAGUCACCGAAGCUAGCAAGACCUUUUCCCACUGGAACACCUCCACCUCUGCCUCCAAAAACUGUGCCAGCCACCCCACCACGAACAGGCUCCCCCUUAACAGUUGCAACAGGAAAUGACCAGGCAGCCACAGAGGCCAAAAUUGAGAAACUGCCAUCCAUCAGUGACCUGGACAGCAUUUUUGGCCCAGUGUUGUCCCCCAAGUCUGUUGCUGUUAACACUGAAGAGAAGUGGGUCCAUUUCUCUGAUGCAUCCCCGGAACAUGUUACUCCAGAGUUGACUCCAAGGGAAAAGGUGGUGACCCCACCAGCUGCAUCAGACAUCCCAGCUGACUCCCCAGCUCCAGGCCCAGCUGGCCCCCCAGGCUCUGCAGGUCCCCCAGGGCUACCUGGUCCUCGCAGUGUACCAUCUCCGCUCAAUUUAGAAGAAGUGCAGAAGAAAGUCGCUGAGCAGACCUUCAUUAAAGAUGAUUACUUAGAAACGCUCUCCUCUCCUAAAGAGUGUGGGUUGGGACAGAGAGCAACUCCACCUCCCCCACCACCACCCACCUACAGGACUGUGGUUUCGUCCCCCGGACCUGGCUCGGGCAGUGGUACGGGGACCACCAGUGGUGCAUCAUCUCCUGCGAGGCCAGCUACUCCCUUAGUUCCUUGUAGCAGCACCACUCCGCCUCCGCCUCCUCCCCGGCCUCCGUCCCGGCCAAAGCUACCCCCAGGGAAGCCUGGAGUUGGAGAUGUGUCCAGACCUUUUAGCCCACCCAUUCACUCUUCCAGCCCUCCUCCGAUAGCACCCUUAGCACGGGCUGAAAGCACUUCCUCAAUAUCGUCGACUAACUCCUUGAGUGCAGCUACCACUCCCACCGUUGUGUCAGAAGAUGAUGUUUUUUAUGACAAACUGCCCUCGUUUGAAAGGCGCUGUGACACGCCUGCAGAGAAUGAACAGCCUUCCCUCGUUUGGUUUGACAGAGGAAAGUUUUACUUGACUUUUGAAGGUUCUUCCAGGGGACCCAGUCCUCUAACUAUGGGGGCCCAGGACACGCUCCCAGUUGCAGCAGCAUUCACAGAAACUGUCAACGCCUACUUCAAAGGAGCAGACCCAAGCAAAUGCAUUGUUAAGAUUACAGGAGAAAUGGUAUUGUCCUUCCCCGCUGGCAUCACCAGACACUUUGCCAACAACCCAUCCCCAGCUGCUCUGACUUUUCGGGUGAUAAAUUCCAGCAGGUUAGAGCACGUCCUGCCGAACCCCCAACUUCUUUGCUGUGAUAAUACACAAAAUGAUGCCAAUACCAAGGAAUUCUGGGUAAACAUGCCAAAUUUGAUGACUCACCUAAAGAAAGUCUCUGAACAAAAACCCCAAGCUACAUAUUAUAAUGUGGACAUGCUCAAAUAUCAGGUGUCAGCCCAGGGCAUUCAGUCCACACCUCUGAACUUGGCAGUGAACUGGCGAUGUGAGCCUGCAAGCACUGACCUGCGCAUAGAUUAUAAGUACAACACAGAUGCCAUGACCACCGCAGUGGCCCUUAACAAUGUGCAGUUCCUGGUCCCCAUAGAUGGAGGAGUGACCAAGCUCCAGGCUGUGCUUCCUCCAGCAGUUUGGAAUGCUGAGCAGCAAAGAAUAUUAUGGAAAAUUCCUGAUAUCUCCCAGAAGUCAGAAAACGGAGGCGUAGGUUCUUUACUGGCAAGAUUUCAGUUAUCUGAUGGCCCAAGCAAACCCUCCCCGUUGGUUGUGCAGUUCACGAGCGAAGGAAGCACACUAUCCGGCUGUGACAUUGAGCUAGUGGGAGCAGGGUACCGGUUUUCACUCAUCAAGAAGAGGUUUGCUGCAGGAAAAUACUUGGCAGAUAACUAAUAAAAUCUCAUGCAAGGAUUUGGAAGAUCCAUGUCCUGGAGAACUAUUGUAUGAGAGAUGGGUUUCAAUCUGGUUUGAUGAAAACAAACCUCUAUCUAUACUUGGGGUUGUUCUACCUACUGGAAAGUCCUGGCUUUCAGCAGUGAUUUCCCACACACAGUACUAUGAUGAUCAGUUCUACAGUAUUUACUUCUAGGUGUAAUAUUGCUAAUGGUUUUAAAAUGUAAUUAUUGUAUUUGUAAACUGUACCUUCAUUCCAGUAUAGGCACUUAGACACUUGAGUUUUAGUAUUUUCCAUUCCUGAAACGGAUGUAAUUUAAAUUGUGGUAUGUAAAUUUAAUAGUAGUACUGUUGAAUGGCACAAUGCUUACAGAGAUAGAGUGAAUUUUGUCAAUAUAUAAAAUUUAAAUAUAAUGUUGAUAGUUAUCAUAAAGGGGGUGUCACACAUCAAGAACCUUAAAUGGAACCAGAAGGAAAAAAAAACUUAACUCUCCUCUAGUGCUAAUGAAAACUUCUAGCUUCAGUUUAGUGGGUUAAAUUCAGAAACUAUUUCAGAAAAAAAAAAGAUUCUAAAGUUACAGCAUAUUCAAAGAGAAGCAUUAAUUACCACUUUUUAAAAAGCUUUUUUUUCAAAUUGCAAAUUUCAUAAAAAUGAAAACUGUGUAAACAGGGCCUCUUAUUUUUAUAACUUGUGUAAAAAGGGAAAAGCAAUUCAUAUUUAAAGUUUAAGUAUAUUAAAUUAUAUCCAAGAGUGCAGAGGACGUUGACAUUUUAGCUGACCCCACUCCCCUUCUCUGCAGUUUAGCAAACUCGGAGAUUGUUAACCCAUCAGAUUAAAGGCAACAUGAUUUUUAAAGUUUCAAGACUUUCUGUAGCUGAACUGGUUAAUACUUUUGCACAGUUGCUCAGAGCAGAGGGGCCACUCUCAUCCAGCAGCCAGGAGUACCCCAUUUCCUCUUUACUCACAAGAAUCAAAACACUAAGAGUAAGGACCUUAGAGGAAAAAAGAUACUUCCCUAUUUAGAUUCAAAAGGAGAAUUUUAAGCUUCUCAUUUCCAUCUCUGGAGAGGGAAGAAAUAAGCUUUAUAAAAGAAAUUCUAUUCACCUUGUUGUCCUAUGAAUAUUUUCUGAAUGAUUUUAAGAUUCAUCGUAUAAAACUAUGAAUCUUUGCCGUUCUUGGGGAAUGGAAAGCAGAGUCAUGGCAGUGGCCUUGCAGCUCGAUAAAUGCCACCAUUCUGGGGCAGGGCAGGGGGGAGGGUUGCCCCACAGGACAGGAAUCUGGUCAUUGUCCUGUGAGGUCUAAAGAUGAAGUCUUCCAGUAAGUCACAAGUUAUUUUCAACAGUUCAACACAACUGCAAUUGUGUUGGGGUGUGUAGCUUUCACUGUUGUAUUUCAUUUUGUAUUCACUCAAACUUGACAAAGAUCUGAAUUCAGCUCCUUUCAAUUCUGGAAUCAAACUAAAUGUUUUUAAGUCUUACUUCAACAAUGAGAUUUCAAUUGGCAGCUGUCUCCAGCAAGCUUUGCAAAUUAAUCUAUGUUCUCUUCAAUCAAUGCUUGCUACCAAAAGAAUGUCCAAGAUGAUCCAUUUUACCUGGGAAUAAUUCCUCCUGUUUAAAAUAGGCUCUCGCCUAGUUCCCCAAAGCAGCCUGGCUUUGAAGGUUGUUUUUUUGAACAAAUUAAUUUGUUCAUAAUAAGUUUGGUUUUGAAACUGAAAUAGAGAAAUAAAAUGUAAAACUUAAAUCUCAUGGAACACGGGGAAAUGAAAACUUAAGCCAAUGGAGAAUAAGAAUCAGGAAGAUGAAACUUAUCUAGAAUGUGAUUAUAAAAUGUUUUUAAGUAGUCAAUUCAUGGAAAAAUAUUGAAUAUUAAUACAAAAGCAUAUUAAAAUGUGUAAAUAUUACUGUUUCUCAUGUUUUUCUCUUUAUAUCUUAUUUUAUAUAGCUUUAGAAUGAAUUAGUCCUUACAUACAUGGUGUUUCUUUCCAAAGAAUAAUUUUAUUGAUAUUGUAAAAAUGUAAUUAAAGAUAGAGAUUUGAACAGUCUCUAACAUUACUCAAAUGUUUCCAGGAAUCAAAUUCAAAAUUGUAAAGAAAUCCUGUAGUCCCUUAAUUGACUUUUGGGAGAUGGAAUGGCAGUUAGUGAUCUCAAAACUAAGACUUGAAUAAUGAGAACUUCAGUGGAGAAGUGGGUGGUUCCUUCUGGUUCAGAAAACAGCAUAUGCCCAUACUGGGGAUGGAGACCCCAGUACUCUGAUUGGUUUUAAUUCUGUAGAUUUUCAUCUCCUGUCAGAGCUGUAUCUGCACACUGUGGGAUAGGGAUUCAUUCAUGUUCUGAGAUGUGGUCCUAAUCGAGGCAAGGUUUCAGUCAUCAAUGUCUAUUGAGUCAGGUUCCCUUUUGUCUAAACAAAAUGGGUUAACUCAUAGCCAGAUGGUUUGCAGGACAGUGAGCAAAGUAAGACCAAGUUCUGGUUAUCUAGAGAGCUGUUUCCUAAACACUCUGAUUUUUAAAGCUUGUAGAAAGUGUGAAUGUUUUAUUUUGGUGACAUAGAAAGUAAUGUUUUCCUCUUCAAAUAAAUCCCAUAUUUUUAUGAAAUUAAAAAAAUAAAUUAUUGUUUAAAUUA